Molecule: messenger RNA, 489 nt
Organism: Mycotypha africana
Lineage: Eukaryota; Fungi; Mucoromycota; Mucoromycetes; Mucorales; Mycotyphaceae
Exons: 3
Coding region: 1-489 (162 amino acids)
Source: RefSeq, a predicted model, not a curated record
AUGAGGCCAACAUUUUCUAGCGAUCAACUAUACAGAGAUCUGUCUGAGCUAGAUCAGCUAUUAUUUGCAAAAAACCAACAAAGUAUAAAACAAGAACUUGAAACUUUCGUUGACCAUUUCGAAAAUAGUGGAGAUCUUGUAACAACAGAUGAACUAGCCAGGUCUUUGGUACACUUGACGAACUGCGAGUCCAAGUUAGCAGUAGUCAAAAGUGAUAAAGUAUCAAUUGCAACAGCCAGCAUACAAGAGAAAUUGCAGCAGGCUCAGACGACUUUAGAUGAAUUACUAACAAGAAUCAAGCAAGCAAAUGUGAAGGACCAUCCAACUGCUUUAGAAAAAGAGCGUGAACGCUAUUUAACUGAGAAAGAAGAAAGGUUACGCCAGGCUGAGAAGGACUUUAGGAAAGAUAUGGAUCUGUUAGACGAACGUUAUGCCAAGAAGAUGAGAGAUUCUAUUUAUCAAAAUUUAGUAGGUUUUCGACAUCAAUAA